GUCGCUUCAUGAUGGCGCUAGUGGGUUCUCUCCGCAAAGAACUGGCAGAAGCCGUGGCUUCAGGCAGGGUGCUGGUGGUGGGAGCAGGGGGUAUCGGUUGCGAGCUGCUGAAAAACCUCGUUCUGAGCGGUUUCGUCCAUAUUGAUGUGAUUGACCUUGACACCAUUGAUGUAAGUAACCUCAACAGACAGUUUUUGUUUCAGAAGAAACAUGUUGGAAAAUCAAAAGCCCAGAUUGCCAAGGAAAGUGUGUUAAAGUUCUGCCCCAAAGCCAGCAUCACAGCGUACCACGACAGUAUAAUGAACCCAGAUUACAAUGUGGAAUUUUUCAGAAACUUUACUCUUGUCAUGAAUGCUUUGGAUAACAGAGCGGCUCGAAACCAUGUGAACCGAAUGUGCCUAGCUGCUGAUAUCCCUUUAAUAGAGAGUGGGACAGCAGGUUACCUGGGACAAGUCACUGUCAUCAAAAAGGGAGUAACUGAAUGCUAUGAGUGUCAACCAAAACCAACUCAGAAAACCUUUCCAGGCUGUACUAUUCGAAACACGCCUUCUGAACCAAUCCACUGCAUUGUAUGGGCAAAGUAUCUAUUUAACCAACUUUUUGGAGAAGAAGAUGCAGAUCAAGAAGUGUCCCCUGACACUGCAGACCCUGAAGCAGCUUGGGAGCCAGAAGAAGCAGCAGCAAGAGCUGGUGCUUCAAAUAAAGAUGGUGACAUUAAACGAGUCUCAACAAAAGACUGGGCAAAAUCCACUGGAUAUGAUACAGUAAAGCUUUUUAAUAAGCUUUUUAAAGAUGACAUAAAAUACUUGCUCACUAUGGACAAAUUGUGGAGGAAAAGAAAAGCUCCAGUUCCUCUCGAUUGGAAUGAAGUCUACACCAUUGAGAGCUGUGACUCAAAGGCAGAGUUUACUGUUGUGGGUCUGAAAGAUCAACAAAUACUGGACUUGAAAAGCUGUGCAGUGCUGUUUGCAAAAAGUGUGGAGACUUUACGUGCUCGAUUAGCAGAAAAAGGAGAAAAGGCAGAACUUGUAUGGGACAAGGAUGACCCCCCAUCAAUGGACUUUGUGACUGCAGCAGCCAAUCUUCGUAUGCACAUUUUCAGCAUGAAUAUGAAGAGCAAAUUUGAUGUGAAAUCCAUGGCCGGAAACAUAAUACCAGCAAUUGCUACUACAAAUGCAGUGAUUGCAGGAUUAAUUGUGUUGGAGGCUCUGAAGAUUUUGUCGGGGACAGUUGAACAGUGUAAAACGGUGUUUCUGAACAAGCAGCCAAAUCCACGGAAGAAACUGCUUGUACCUUGUGCUUUGGACCCCCCAAAUCCCAAUUGUUAUGUAUGUGCUAGUCGACCUGAGGUGACAGUGAAGAUGAAUGUGAACAAAAUGCUGGUGCAGACGUUGCAAGACAAGAUUUUAAAAGAGAAGUUUGGAAUGGUUGCCCCAGAUGUUCAAAUAGAGGAUGGAAAAGGAACAAUUUUGAUCUCAUCAGAAGAAGGCGAAACUGAAGGAAAUAAUAGGAAGUGCCUGGUUGAAUUUGGAAUCCGAAAUGGAAGCAGACUACAGUCAGAUGAUUUUUUACAAGACUAUACACUUCUAGUAAAUAUUGUUCAUUGUGAAGACCUAGAAAAGGAUAUUGAAUUUGAAGUUGUUGGUGACGCUCCAGAGAAAGCACCACAGAAGCUGACUGAAGACCCUGAGAAAAAUAUUGCAAAUGGUAGUGAUGAUGGGGCACAACCAUCCACAUCAAAAGCUCAAGAACAAGAUGAUGUGCUGAUAGUUGAUUCGGAUGAAGAGCCAAGUUCUGGUGUGUCUGAUGUCAACAUGGAGGACAGGACCCAGAAGAGAAAAUUGGAACAAGAGGAAGAUCAUAUCAGAGCAAAAAGGAUGCGAGUAGAGCAGCCUGCUGAUCAAGAUGAUGACAUUAUAGCUUUGGACUAACUUAACUUUUUUAGCACAGCCUUAAGGAUGAUCAUUUUUUGCAGUGACAGCAUUAUGUAUGGAGUGUGUAAAAAUGUCCCCCUACCCCCCUUUCCUUUUUUAAAGAAUGCUGUGUGCCUGUGAUUCAGCUACAUUCUUCAUAUUUGACAUUUCAUGUGCAUAUAAUUUGUUUAGUCAUGGAUUCUGAGGAUUAUAAGAAUAUGUGGUUUAUUGGCAUUUAAACAAAAUCAGAGCUGAAAAUGAAACAUUUUACAAGAAUGAUUUCCUAAAGUUCUUGAGUUCAUCCAAUAUAUAUAUAUAUAUAUAUAUAUAUAUAUAUAUAUAUAUAUAUAUAUAUUUUUUUUUUUGAAAAAAUCAGUUUGGAAAUCCAGCCAUGAGUAAGGGAAGACAAAUACAAAUGAUAGUGCUAUUCUUUCCGUUUACAGUUAUAUAAUAUAAUGGCUUUUUCAAAUUGUGCCAUAUGUUUGGGAUCCUGCUUAUUGAAAAAUCAAUGUCUGUAGUAUUAUAUGUUUAUCUGUUCAACAUCAUUUGGGACAUUUUUACACCUCCUGCUGUUAAAAGUCAUAUUUGACUAUUCAAAAAUGUAAAUGCUUCACUGUAAUUUGAUGGCCAAGAUGUGACCAGUCAGUAUAAACCUAAAAGGAGCAUGGUGUACAUUUCUGUAAAACACUCAUUGGUUAUGGUAUUGUGAGACACAAAUUUUGUUGUGUACUGUUACAGGUUUCAUUAUUUAUACUGACAUUUUUGUAAUACACAAAUCCAGUUAUGCUGUACCUCUUUGGACCAAAUAAAGGGCAGCCAAAUAUUGGUUCCUCCUACUGUUGUACAAGAGCACAUCUGCAACAAUAGACUUCCUUUGCUAACCUUUGAAGUUCUUCCCUAUGUUUGUUACUUUAGAUUCUUCUUAGUAUAUGUAAUGCCCAAUCCAUCCUUGUAUGUCAGAAGAUUAGAAAUGAAUACAUUGGAUAUUUCCCAACUAUGAUAGUCACCAAUCUCAAUGUUGUGUUUUGUUAACAUUUUGGCCCAAAGAGCACUUGUUUGUGGAUAGUUCUUGUCCAUAUUUAUUACCAGUGUUCUUUUUCAGUCUUUAAUUGAGCACCUGUCUUAAUUAGAGUACAUAUUUAUAUAAAAUCUAGAUUUUUAAAAUUCUUUACAUUGUAAAUCUGUUACCAACAAUGUUAGGAUCCAUGUACACUUCUUGGCCUCUCUAUACAAUGCCUGGUAACCCUAGGCAAGGUAUAAAAUAAACCUCUUUCACACUGCCUUGUCAUUUUA
Polypterus senegalus (gray bichir) is the source of this 3206-nucleotide messenger RNA. RefSeq names its product ubiquitin-like modifier activating enzyme 2 (gene uba2). Gene Ontology annotation, biological process: protein sumoylation. Bases 9 to 1931 code for a protein of 640 amino acids. Lineage: Eukaryota; Metazoa; Chordata; Cladistia; Polypteriformes; Polypteridae. Gene Ontology annotation, cellular component: SUMO activating enzyme complex; cytoplasm. The record is from RefSeq and is a predicted model, not a curated record. Gene Ontology annotation, molecular function: SUMO activating enzyme activity. The transcript is spliced from 17 exons.